AUCUAAUUAAACUCGUACCACGCAAUCCCUCCGAUACCCCCCAUCCCCCUCCUUAAAUCCCAUCUACCAACUCUCUCGCUCUCUUAUCCCCGUGGAAGCACGCGCCCACCCGCCUGUUAUCUGCCUCUCUCUGUCCGCUGGUUGUUGUCUCACGAGGCUUGAGUGUGACGGUGUCACGUUAACAUGGUUUGCAGGGCUCAGCCGCAGUAGCAGCAUAAGAAGAGAAAGAAGUAGAGACAGUAGCUGUGUGUUCCAAGCAGCCAGUCCGGACUCUCUCCCAUCUCACAUCUAUCGACCGGAGGACGCAGCCAGACAACCGAACCUCCCCCCCAUCUCUUCCCGUCUCUCUCGCUCCCACGUCCCCAUCGCGACGCUCGGUGAUCAGGAGCUUGCGGAGCUCUCUCUUAGAUAAAGGGUUGUAACCAGGGGCCUGGUAGGUGUUGUUGCCACUGAGACCGAGUGUGUGUCGCCACGGUGUUGCGUCGUUGCCAUGGGGAAACAGAACAGCAAGCUACGGCCAGAGAUGCUUCAGGACCUGAGAGAGAACACGGAGUUCUCUGACCACGAACUACAGGAGUGGUACAAGGGAUUCCUAAAGGACUGUCCCAGCGGCAACCUGAACGUAGAGGAGUUCAAGAAGAUCUACGCCAACUUCUUCCCGUACGGAGAUGCCUCCAAGUUCGCCGAGCACGUCUUCCGAACGUUCGACACCAACAGCGACGGCACCAUCGACUUCCGGGAGUUCAUCAUCGCGCUGAGUGUCACGUCACGAGGAAAGCUGGAGCAGAAACUGAAGUGGGCCUUCAGCAUGUAUGACCUGGAUGGAAAUGGGUACAUCAGCCGUGAUGAGAUGCUGGAGAUCGUACAGGCCAUUUAUAAAAUGGUGUCGUCUGUGAUGAAGAUGCCGGAGGAUGAGUCCACGCCGGAGAAGAGAACAGACAAGAUCUUCAGACAGAUGGACCUCAACAACGAUGGUAAACUGUCCCUGGAGGAGUUCAUUAAAGGUGCCAAAAGUGAUCCCUCCAUCGUGCGGCUACUCCAGUGUGACCCCAGCUCCGCCUCCCAGUUCUAAUCCCACCCACCUGGCCUGCCACAUCCACCCCGGUUGCUAUGGAAACGCUCAAAUCAGUGCAUGAUGGUUCUCGUCUCUCAUAUCUUUUUGUUGUACAAGUUGGAAGAAGAGUUUUAAAAUGAGAUGAAACUAAAAUCAUUCUAAGUUUGUUUUUUUAAGAAUAUAAAUAAAAGAAGGGACAUGCAUAGAUUAUUAUUAAGAAGAUAAUACGACAACUGAGAAUACAAAAAAACAAGGCAUUGCCAAGGCAUUUCGUUGUCCGAUGUGUUUUUCCGUCUCUCUCCGGAUCCGGAAGGAUGGAAUUCUGCUGCCUCACAACGCCCAGGAAGUCCGUCGGCCAUUUUUUACAGAGUCGGGAAUUUUGGGGGAGAGAAUUAAGGGAACAUUCCAUCCUGAGAACCAUCCAUGGCCCUCUGUGUUCUAAUUAUUCUGUUCAAUAGAUUCUGUUUCUCCUCCAAUCAAGGCACAGCUUCUACAAUUCUCUUACAUGUUUAUGUGUAAAAAGAAUGCAUAUAUAUAUAUAUAUAUAUAUAUAUAUAUAUGACAUCAUACAAAAUUAAUAGCCAAGUAUAUCUGUCUUUUAUAACUCAUUGCAUUCAGAAGGCAGUAUUAUGUAACUGUGUUUGCUCAAUAUGAGACAGGGAAAGGAAAGGAGUUGGGAAUUUUCCUGCUAACUGAUCUUUCACUGGGGAAAAAGCUGUUGAAAAUACCAUUGGGUUUUUAUUAUUGAUUGUUAUUUUAUGACAUAGUAAUGUUUUUCCUCCUCAUGUUGUUUACUUAUAUUGAUUCAUUUUAAUCAUUGUGGUUGUAUUUUUUGAUUUUGCCAUUGAAGACGAUCGUAACCCAAUACUGGAGAAGAAUCGAAAGAAAGAAUGAUAGAUAGAUACUUGGAUUAUGACUGGUCUUUGGAGACCGUCUGUCUCAUAUCUGUCCACGGUGGAAAGGGAAAACGAAGAACAUUUGAUGACAUAAUGCAUUUGAUCAACGAAACCAGUAGCAGCAAAUCAUAUCAUUUGAGCCGCCACGAGUGUAUGUAUGUAUGCAUGCAUGCAUGUGUGUGUGUGUGUGUGUGUGUGUGUGUGUGCAUGUGUGUACAGUAUGCAUGUGUACAGUUUGUAUGUCCAGGCUAACUUAACAGUCUAAUCAAUAAUGUUGUUUAUUGACAUGUAAUAUAAAGUAUAUAAAAGUUAUUUAUUUGAACACUUUAUUACAUCACUGAGCAGUAAAGUCGUCACAUUGUCAACAAACACUGCAUGGUACACACAAAAACAACAACAACACAGGAAAUAAGAUUAGUAGCUUUUCUCUCUUCAGCAGUACUCUUACUGUAGUCUACCGGACCACUCUUACUGUAGUCUACCAGACCACUCUUACUGUAGCCUACCAGACCACUCUUACUGUAGCCUACCAGACCACUCUUACUGUAGCCUACCGGACCACUCUUACUGUAGUCUACCAGACCACUCUUACUGUAG
This is a messenger RNA of Oncorhynchus tshawytscha (Chinook salmon), 2547 nucleotides long. RefSeq names its product hippocalcin-like protein 1. The record is from RefSeq and is a predicted model, not a curated record. The transcript is spliced from 5 exons. Lineage: Eukaryota; Metazoa; Chordata; Actinopteri; Salmoniformes; Salmonidae. The coding region runs from base 491 to 1072 and encodes 193 amino acids. Gene Ontology annotation, molecular function: calcium ion binding.